AUGGCCUUCAAAAGCGGGUCGUUCGCGACCUUCCUCAUCGUCUGCCCAACCUGCUUCUUCCUGGGCAUUAUCUUUUCCCUUUUCCCCUACGACUACCCAAUCCUCUGGUCAACAAUCACCACCCCAGCCGCCCACUAUGACUAUCUGGAAGCGCACCUCCGCCUCCUAACAAAGCUCUACAAACCCUCCGAGUCAAACAUGCUCUUCGACGGCGCCUCGCUGGUCCUCUACAUGUGCGGCAUCACAGUCUACAUCGCCAACAUCGUCAAGGGUCUGCGCCUUGCCUCGGCUGGCCAGUACGGCGCCGAGCUGGCGACUACCCAGGACGAGAAGGAUCAGAUUCUUGGUCGUGAGGACUCGCUCAAGGUUCUUUCCGCUUCGAAUACCAUCCUUGCCCUUGUGCUUGUUGGUAUUCUUGUUCUGCAGGCUGGUCAGUGGUAUGCGGAGCGCAAGGAUCAGCAGGAGUUUGAGUCGCUUGGUUCGGGGAAGAAGGGGGAGAAGGAGUCGGCUGAUUCGUCUGCUUCGGCUUCGGGGACUUCCACUGCCACUGCUAAGCCUGGUCGUCAGGGUAGUCAGCGCAAGAAGAGUAAUUAA
Penicillium antarcticum is the source of this 594-nucleotide messenger RNA. Its product is annotated as putative secretory component protein shr3. Lineage: Eukaryota; Fungi; Ascomycota; Eurotiomycetes; Eurotiales; Aspergillaceae. Gene Ontology annotation, cellular component: endoplasmic reticulum membrane. Bases 1 to 594 code for a protein of 197 amino acids. Gene Ontology annotation, biological process: endoplasmic reticulum to Golgi vesicle-mediated transport. The transcript is spliced from 3 exons. The record is from RefSeq and is a predicted model, not a curated record.